AUGGACACCAUCGAGGAGGCGGUUCGUGUCGUGACGUCCAAGCCAGUGCAACGAGCCGUGGUCAACACCGCCCUCUUCGGCUCGGGUGCCGCCACCCUCCUCUUCCUCGCGUCGGUUGCCACUGGUCUGUUCUUCCAGAACUUUGUUCCUCACCAGUUUGUCACGACGCCGGUGCAUCUUCAAUAUGGCUUGGGUCCGAAUCCAUAUGGCGUGGCGUCCUUGACGAAACCGCCGAUGAUUAAGACGCAGCAGGAAUACGAGAUAUCCGUCAGCAUGUCGAUGCCACGUUCUGUCGCGAACCUCGAACGCGGGAACUUCAUGGUCUCGCUCUACCUUCUCGGCACCGAGGCGAACCAAAAGCUCGAAGAGGACGCUCGCGUCUUCGCCAACUCGCGCGAAAAACUGACUUCCCACAACGUCAUGUUGACUUCCCGCCGGCUCGCGCUGCUGCCUUACGUGGACCCCUUCAUAUCCACGGCCCGCAAACUCCUCUUCCUCCUCUAUCACCUCUUCUUCCCGAGCUCGCAGUCGUGCAAGAUGACAGUCGCAUUGGCCGAAAGAGUGACCUUCCCGGCGAGCUCGACCCUUCCCUUGUCCGCUUACGUCGAGGUCGAGGCUGGGCAGGACAUUCAAAUCUACAGCGCAUCGCUGACCAUGGCGGCGCGGCUGCGGGGCCUUCGGUGGCUGAUGUUCCAUUACCGCUUGCCCGUGUACAUGGCCUUUACACUUCUUUUCUGGGUCUGCGAGGUGCUCUUCAUGACGUUCGCCUGGGCGGCCUGGGGCGGCCUGACGGGAUCCAUCGAGACGGGGAAGCAACGUCUGUAUCGCGAAGAAGGCGACGAAGACGGGAGCGGAGCUGGCGAGAGUUCGGAUCGUCCGUACACCUUUCCCACAUAUGGAAAGCAGCCGCCGCUGAAGCACGAACCGAAGGUCAAGGGGGAGGGCGACGACGGACUCGAGCGCCGCCUCUCGGACAUUCCCCUCGCAGGUGCCGAAGCGGAUGACGAGGAGGAGCUUGACGAGAAGGACGAUGUCGGUGAAAGGCGCGCGUAUGACAGUGGCCUAGGUACAAGCUACAGCGAGGGGGGCAGCGGAAGCGUGCGCAGGAGAUCGCGAGGAAACCCGUAA
This is a messenger RNA of Drechmeria coniospora, 1128 nucleotides long. Its product is annotated as tubulin-tyrosine ligase. The transcript is spliced from 3 exons. Gene Ontology annotation, biological process: lipid droplet organization; lipid storage. The record is from RefSeq and is a predicted model, not a curated record. Gene Ontology annotation, cellular component: endoplasmic reticulum membrane. Bases 1 to 1128 code for a protein of 375 amino acids. NCBI's taxonomy places the organism in Eukaryota, Fungi, Ascomycota, Sordariomycetes, Hypocreales, Ophiocordycipitaceae.